This is a messenger RNA of Histoplasma mississippiense, 411 nucleotides long. RefSeq lists its product with no specific name. The transcript has 2 exons. Bases 1 to 411 code for a protein of 136 amino acids. Lineage: Eukaryota; Fungi; Ascomycota; Eurotiomycetes; Onygenales; Ajellomycetaceae. The record is from RefSeq and is a predicted model, not a curated record.
AUGGAAUCUCCUCAUCGCUCUCCAACUGCCAAUCUGCCCAAUAUUGAUCCGCGGAAUUCAUACACCCUAUUCUCUCUCUAUAUCUCAGAGUCUGAUAUUCAGAAUAUUGCCUGUUCCACCAAUGCCUACGCGGAGAUACAGAUAUCAAGGAAUUCAGCCAUCAAUCCACGGGAAUGGCAGCCAACUACUUCUACAGAAAUCAAGAAGCUAGAGCCUUUAUACUUCAACUUCCAUGCAGCAUGCUGGAAAUACUACAACCCAGGUUCAAAUCUCUCCAUUGAUGAGAUGAUGAUUCGGUUCUUUGGACGGUUCAAAUACACAGUUAAGAUGCCUCAGAAACCAAUCAAGCAGGGAUAUAAGGUCUUUGGACUAGGAGAACAGGGCUUAUCUUUGGACUUUCUCCAUGUCUAA